AUGGACCGAAAUUGCCCUUCGCGCACCUCGCGUCGCUGCGCAUGUGCGCCGUGGCGACGGAGAGUGUUGCUUGUGUGUGCAUGGGCAGUAACUGCGGUCUUGCUAAGCAACUGCGUACUUGCCUGGCCACAGUUUCUUUACGUGAGGCGCCGCGAAGAGCUGCCUGCGGCAGUGCGGGCGGAUGCGGAUGACGUGCACGCGCGCACAUCCCCUCGGCUGUUCCCCGGUACGGUGGAGCGUGGAGAGCAAGCCCGUAUGCUCUGGGAGGAGGCCGAAGCGAAAGGGCGGCUGAGUCCGUGCUGGAAGCGCUCCCUGCAGCUGCUGCAUGCCAAGUGCGCCGAGGUGCGGAACGAGGACACCAUGCGCAGCCGACUGGCACUCUUUAUGGCCACGUGUGACGCGAAUAGCGACGGACGCGCCCACCCGAGCUUCCAUUGUGGCUCUGCUGCUACGCAGCCUUCAGAACUGUCGGCUCAUGCGGUGCGUCAGUGCGUGCAAGGGUUGUCCGACAGCGCCUACGCAGCCUUCUUGCAGUACCGCCUUCACGCCGACGUGUUGUGCGCCUAUUUGGAGGAGGAGUUGUACCAGCAGCGCACUGAAGCCGCGGUCGCCGCAAUGCACCUGCAGAUGCAACGCAGCUCGCACAUGCUGACUGCGUUGCAGCACUCUGGCGCGGAGGUGGUGGCCCUCAUGAAGGAUUCGCAGACGCUCCAGCAAGAGUCGCGCGAGGCUGCGUCGUCCUUGCUCCAUCAGCUCGACCUUCUCCACAACGGCCAGGCAGCGGCGCUGCAGUCUCUGCAGCAGGCCGUCAGUGCCAUUUUGCACACCAGCAGUCACACCGACGCGGCGCUCGGCGAGCUGCACACGCGCGUGCAGGGGGCCGCUGCCGAAGCGCUCGCCUCUGUUCAGGCCCUCAGCCAGGAGACUCUCAAGAGGUUUGCCGAGGUGGAGGCGCAGACACGCGGUGUGGUGCGGCUCGUGCAGCAAAUGGACACGCUGCAUCAACUGCUGGCCCGUCAACGGCUUCCACGGCAUCGCAUGGCGUGGGUGCUUGGAUGCCUUUGUGGUGUACUGGCUCUCACAUGCCUCCCGCAGACGGCAGCUGCGCGGCUGCCGGCAACCUUGCUCACCGUCGUCGGGUGUGCUGGGGUACCGCUGCUGCGGUGGUGGACCGGACAGGCGCGGUGGCUAUUCCUGCACGAAACGGCGUGGGAGUCCCUCUGCUUGUCGUUGGCGGUGGGGCUUGUUGGCUACUGCGCCUACCGCUAUACACCGUCCGACACGUAUCGGCACCGAAGCCUGGCGCGGAAGGAGGCAAUACGCGUGUGGGGUGAGCUACAGCUGCAGCAGCAGCAGCAGCUUGGUGAUGCAAUGCUGCAACCGUAUGUGCCUCAAAUCCCCAUCCUGGGUCCUCAACCCCACCCACGCAUGGUGCGGAGCGGUGCACCUGAAGCAUCCCUGAGUGUCGCCCACGCAUGGCCUCCGCUGUCCAUCGUGGUGUCUCCACGCGACGACGAGGUGGAAGCGACCUCGACCACGGCCGACGGCUCCCACUGCACCGCGUCCAGCGAGGGCUCUGUGAGUGUACCGGACGAGGUGUCCAGCGCUGCUAGCACACCAAACCGCAAGCGCGGUCGCCCGUUCACCGCAGGCGACGACGCCGUUCGUCAUCACGCCACGGCCCGCACCAGGCGCUCGACGGCACGCAGCACCUGCCGAACGACGCGCAGGAAAGGAUAA
Messenger RNA from Leishmania major strain Friedlin, 1740 nucleotides. RefSeq lists its product as hypothetical. Lineage: Eukaryota; Euglenozoa; Kinetoplastea; Trypanosomatida; Trypanosomatidae. The record is from RefSeq and is a predicted model, not a curated record. Bases 1 to 1740 code for a protein of 579 amino acids. The transcript has a single exon.